Varroa destructor (honeybee mite) is the source of this 6945-nucleotide messenger RNA. RefSeq names its product Delta[1]-pyrroline-5-carboxylate synthase (gene P5CS). The record is from RefSeq and is a predicted model, not a curated record. Gene Ontology annotation, molecular function: ATP binding; glutamate 5-kinase activity; glutamate-5-semialdehyde dehydrogenase (NADP+) activity. NCBI's taxonomy places the organism in Eukaryota, Metazoa, Arthropoda, Arachnida, Mesostigmata, Varroidae. Gene Ontology annotation, cellular component: mitochondrion; cytoplasm.
AGACAAAGCGAUCGGAACGAAACACUAGCUUUGCGAUACUGAUCCGUGCCGGACACAGCUUUGCUACCUUGUCCUUUAAAUUAGCUUCCAUUUGUUUGAAUCUGUCCUUUCAUGUCUCACAAUCGCAAUGAACAUGAAGACGGUUCAAUUAUACAAUGCACACUGCAACAGUGUUGGAUUUGAAGACUAAUUCGGAAAGCUGCAAAGAAGAUGCUGUUCGACUGUCCCUCACACAUAUACUUGUUUAAAGUAUGGACGUUGUUUUGGUGAGGUUCGUAUUUCUGACGGGUAGGUUUGCGAAUGAGCGAACAUAAUCGCGCAGAAGGCGCGAAAUCAUCCGGUGAUUUGCCCGUUGACUGUCGCAGCAGAGAACAUCUCAGUGCAUAACGAAAUUCCUCUAACAUGUUCUUAUGAAAAAUAAUUAAUUAUUGGAAAGGAAUAUAACUGACUGAGAUUUGAUCUAGGUGCACGCGUCUUUACGUGUGGGACGCAUUAUAAAAUUCACGUAAAAAAGUGCAAAAAUUGUCAAGUGACCAUUCCUGCGGUUUGAGUUCUAAAAACUCUAAAUUCGCCGACAAGGUCUUGGACCUCCGAAAACUUCUGUUCUGAGAGUAAGUCUAUUUGACUCACAGAAUGGUUCCGUAACAGGCAUUAUAAACUGCAUCUCAUAAGGCAUACAUCAAAUACAAACAUAAUGGUCCUUUCGUUAGGCCACAAGUCUAUGAACUUCAUAUUAUGUGCAACUUGAAACCUUUGAGCAACACUUGAAUGUGACAAUUGUCAUUGUUACCACACUGCUUCCUCUGGCGAACAUAGUCGAUAAUAGCGAUGAGGUCAGAAAGCGCUUAUAGAAUGGAAAGAUGUCUACGGAUUUGCGGCAAAGUUUUCGUUGUUCUACCAAGUUCAACCCGACGGCAUCCUCGGACUAAAGGAAACACAAGCAAUUUCCCCCAUUGAUAUGGACGACCCGCGCGAGAGUAGGUGAAAGAGGCAACCCGUCGUAAAGAAAGAGGCACUUUUUCAACAGUCUCUAGAGGCGGGUAUGUUGCCUAUAUUAGAAUAGAAGGCGUUAAAUAAGACGAGGGGUAUGGGAUGACGCAAAACUUUUUAAUAGGGAGACCUGCGAGGACUUCCUGCGAGUUAAGCUCUAUAAAGAACAGAACACCACUUCGUGCUGGAUUGAAGGUUGAUUGCUAAGUUUACACUGGGAAGUGGUAAGUUCAAAAAGGAGUUGUUGCACCUCAGACGUAAGUUGCUUUUUACAUUGCCCUUUUGAAGAAGUUUCAAUAAACACGAGAGAAAUGGACUUUAUUAAUAGAAGCUGUAAUCUAUCAUAGGUAAAUCUAGUUUCCACCUCAUGUGAAAGACUGUGUCAGUUUAGUUUGGAUGAUGUUUGUGAUCGAGUGCCUAAAAGUCUAAGAUACUUGGAGAAGAAGUUGAUUGCCCUCUGCGUGUGCAUUCUGUGUCACGGAAAUAUCUGCGUGCAUAGCAACAAUUAAUUGCGUCAAGUCAAGCUAGGUAAUAGAGGACAAAUCAUAUAUAGUUUUAUAACAUAGCUUUCAUGGCUUCCAAAAUUCGCAUCGAGAAAAUGUCUUGAGGCUAUCCUGCCAUGGCCAAGUCUCCAUACUUCCAGUCUAGCAACCGGCAUAUUCUUUUGAAUCCACUUACUGGAGGCCCACUUUUCGGCGAUGACUUUGUCUACACCGUGUACACUACGUAGAUACGACUCUGCGUAUUAUGCGCGUAGCAAUAUCUAUCCGUGGAUAAACGGUUAUUGUUUGCUUUACUUUAGGCCUUUCUAGACCAAUUUCUACUUGGGCAGCUCCAGCACCAGAGAAUGGUGCACGAAAACAUUUUUCUAAUUUGUAUAGAUACAUCGAGACAUUAAAUAAAUAAUUUAUUGCAGAAACAGCAGUAAUAUAGCCAGCAGCAUAGCUCAUAAGGGUUGUUAUACCCUUAUUAUGCUUAAAAACCAAGAGUUUCGAGUGUUGCAUCCGGGACCGGUUAGGCCGAUAUCGUACCGGCCUUUAUAUACUAUGCUAGCAUGAACGGCCAUUAAAAGCGAUCCAAAAUAAAUUGAUAGGAGCCUGUAUAUAAUUAUUUUAUGCUACUUUAUUAUUAGAUUAUAUGAAAUCAAAGUCGUAGUCCAGUACGGACUUAUGACAUUACAAAUCGUGUAUGUUAUUUCUGCUACUGAAACAUGCAUUGGUUUGUCACACUGCUAAAGUACUAAGAAAUUUAAAAGCAUAGCUAGUAUAACUACAGAGAGAGGCAAAAUAAAGCAUAAUCACCCUACAAACUUCUUAUAGUGCAGUAAACAAUAGAAACACUGUAGGCCGGAUUUCGUUCGACCAUGCGAGUAUGUAUUCGUAUGCAAUGUUGUCCCCAAGGGAUGAUAGGUGAAUUGCUGGUAUAUCAAUACGCAUAGAAAACCCAUAAAAUCUAUUCAAGGUUCUGUCUUUGAGUAGCCUUUAUCUUCGGGCGGUGUCCAGUAAAGGCGGGUGCAUCUUGCAAAUUUAACCGCUUCUUUUUUUCGAGACACGAUAUUUGAUCAAUUUAACAUGAAGUGCAUAUAGAAACGGUUGAUACUGCGGCUCGUGCACCCUGCACUGACGAGAUUAUGUCGAUCGUACGACACAAUGGAAUAACUGAUUUGUCUGACUACGUUAAAAUGUUCUAUUUUCUUAAUACAUCAAGCGCUCGUUUCUACACUCGUCUGUAUUUGCAGUGUGCGUAUGCGUCCCUGCUGCCCUGUUGUUCUUGCAUUAGUGGAACGAGGGAAAAGCGGGGAAAAGUCCGCUUUUAUCAUUCUCAGGUGUGCGACACAUCAUAAAGCCAAUCGACCGGAAAGCGGCAGGCUACUGGCAGUGCGUCGUCCGUUCGGAAAGUUGCAAGUGGGUCAGUCACCGGGUGAGCCGACGAAAAGAUAAAACGCCUACGUUCAUUUCAUGCAUUCUAUCUUUGUUUGAGGAAGAUUGAGCCAGAAGUAAUCUUACCCUACGCCGCGAAGAUACCUCUUCAAAAAUAGAAUGCCGUUCAAGUAGUGUCAAAAUGUUACGUAAGCUCAGUAUUUGUGGAAAUAUUUCAAGAGAGGUCAAUGGGCUAAACAUCCAGAUCGCAACUAGAGGAUCAUUAUGCAGUUAGAAAUUACUCAGAGCGCUUCAUUGGGUCAAUGCGUGGCCAACAAAAAACAUCAUCGACCUAAUUGUGCCUGCAUUUACUCAUACUUGCAUUUAAAUACAGGACGAUUCAUAUGGGGAAAACCUGAUUAUGUACCUAUGUGAUGAUGCGGUGGUAGGGUGAUUAUCUGCUAAGCUUAGAAAUACGUGGUAAUCUAGGUUGGAAACCAGGUAUGGUACACGUUCUUCCAUGCUUGGAACCCAGCUGGCUGACUCAAUACGUGAUGGUUGCACCGGGCGUAAAAUUCGAAACGAUAAUUCUUGGGCUAUAUUUUGUAGCAUAAGUGUAGCGUCCACAGUCAUUUCUAUAUACUCAUAUAUAGUACAGUGAUGCAUUGUAGGAGAACUUCGGUAGUACACCCAGAUUAAUGCUGAGCAUAGUAUAUUUAUAUCUACUUUGAAUUAACAAGUGAAUGGAAAAUUAUCUAUAUGUCAGUUACCAGGGAGCCUAGAUUACACCUUCUUCCCUUUAUUAGAGGAACAUGCUCUUUUCCAAUCAGGACACUUCGCUGGUUCUACUGAGUCAAUCGCGGCGACGUGAAUUAAAAUGCUGCGUUACGUCGGCGAAACGCGAGCCCGAGUACAAAGCGGGAUUGCAAUUGCUGGACGAUUCAAAGGAGUAGAAUUAUAUCGAUGGGCCAUUCGAAAGAUCCAGUCUGGCAAAGGUCUUGCGAGCAAACGAGGAAAGCUCAACAGAGAGCUACAACUAAUCAACACAUCUGCUAGACAGCCCUACUUGUACAGGAGUGACUUGGUAAACUCGAAACGAGUGGUGGUCAAAUUGGGAAGUGCGGUGUUAACUCGCGAGGAUGGCUGUGGUUUGGCUCUUGGAAGGGUCGCUUCGAUCGUCGAGCAGAUCUCUCAGCUACACAAUAAUGGAAAGGAGUUGUUGGUUGUCACCUCAGGAGCUGUGGCUUUCGGCAAAUUAAAGUUAUCCAAAGAGCUGCGUCUCUCAAUGUCAAUGAGGGAGACUCUAUCUGCUAGAGAUUCAGCUAUUCCCGCGAAAACAAAGAAAAGCUCCUACGGAACCAGCGCAGCUGUUGGCCAAAGCGGCCUAAUGGCUUUAUACGACGCCAUGUUUAAUCAAUAUGGCGUCAACAUUGCCCAGGUUCUGGUAACGAAACCAGAUUUCUACAAUCCCGAGUCGCGUCACUGGCUCCGUCAAAUUCUUCUUGAGCUCCUGUCGCUGAACAUUUUGCCGAUUAUUAACACGAACGAUGCCGUAUCUUCAGCAACAGCGCUUUAUGACGAAGGGGAGCUCAAUCCGCAUGUCCAGCCGAUCACCGAUAAUGACUCCUUAGCGGCCCAUUUGGCAGUGGAAGCCGACGCUGAUCUCAUGGUUAUAAUGAGUAACGUUGAUGGCCUUUAUACGCAACCGCCAGGUCAGGAUGGUUCUAAGCUUCUCUAUACUUACUCGCCACUCUACAGUGAAAGUGUUGUUUACGGCGAAAAAUCAAAGGUUGGCAUGGGUGGUAUGGAAAGUAAGAUUUCUGCUGCUUUGUGGGCGCUCGAAAGAGGCGUCUCGGUGGUAAUAUGUAAUGGCUUCCAAGAAGAUGCAAUCUCUCGUAUUGUAGGUGGGAAGAAGGUCGGCACUUUCUUCACUAACCAUCAAACUAAAGUGUUCUCCGUUGAGUCGCUGGCCGCAAACGCCAAAAAAGAUUCUGGGACGCUCGAGGCUCUGUCGGGCCGCCAACGCGGAGCUGUGAUUCGUCGACUUGCUGACCUUCUUGUGGAGCGAGCGGAUGAGGUGAUUUGUGCUAACGUAAAGGACAUCCGGGAGGCCGAAUCGUCGGGGCUGGAAAAGUCGCUUCUCAGCAGACUCGUUCUGACCCUCUCGAAGUUAGAAAACCUUGCUGACGGCCUGCGGUCGAUCGCGAUUCAAUGCGAAGAAAAAGGUAUUCUAGGAAAGACUCUUCGACGUACCCUGUUAGCUGAUGGACUUGAGCUUCAACAAAUCACUGUCCCUAUCGGGGUUCUUCUAGUUAUUUUUGAGUCCCGACCUGACUGUCUUCCCCAGAUUGCCUCGUUAGCCAUAGCCACAGGAAAUGGCCUGUUAUUGAAAGGUGGCAAGGAAGCACUUAAUUCCAAUCGUGCCCUUUUCGUCUUAGUUCAAGAGGCUUUAGCUUCGAUAUCUGCUCAGGGCGCCGUUGCACUUGUAUCCGAGCGAGAGGAUGUUGAUGAAUUACUUCACAUGGAACAAUAUAUUGAUCUGAUCAUUCCUCGAGGUUCCUCUGAUCUGGUCCGCUCAAUACAGGCACGAGCCAAAGGCAUACCAGUGCUUGGCCACUCUGAAGGCGUGUGUCACGUUUAUGUUGAUAAGGAUGCAGAUCUUCGCCAAGCAUAUCAAAUCGUCCGAGAUUCUAAAUGUGACUAUCCUGCAGCCUGCAAUUCGAUGGAAACGCUUCUUAUACAUCGAGAUCUCAUCAACUCUGAAUUUUUCAGCAACAUGUGCACAAUUCUCAAAAAAGAUAACGUUUUACUAAAUGCUGGACCUCGUUUAUCCCACACACUGACAUUCGGUCCCCCUGAGGUUCGUUCACUAAAAGUCGAAUAUUCGAGACUCGAAUGCGCGCUCGAAGUAGUCGACAGUGUGGAAGCGGCCAUUGAUCAUAUUAAUGCAUUUGGCAGUGGACACACAGACGCCAUCGUCACCGAAAAUCACGAAACAGCCGAAAAAUUCUUGAGUUCUGUAGAUUCAGCUUGCGUCUUCCGCAAUGCAUCCACUCGUUUCGCCGAUGGAUACCGAUUCGGUCUUGGAGCCGAGGUGGGUAUCUCGACUGGACGUAUUCACGCGCGUGGUCCGGUUGGCCUAGAUGGUCUCCUUACAACAAAAUGGCAACUCAGAGGGAGCGGUGACAUUGUAUCAGACUUCCACGAGGGCGAUAGAAAGUUCAAGCACGAGUCUUUGCCUCUGACAGAGACGAAUGAUUUUACAUGUAACGUUUCGAAGGCCACUACUAGCCAAGAAUAGUGGGCCACAGAGCUGACUCAACAUGUAAUCCAGCUCAACAAGGUCGUUCAUUUUGAUUCUUACGUGACUCUGUAUUUACUGAUCGACUUGAAUCCCCGAGACCCUUUGCAACCAUUUUUGGAGUUGGACAACCUGUUGUUAAACUUCAGCUCUUUCUGAACAGAAGAAUAUUCGUAAUAAGUUAUUCCUAAUUGAUUUUAUACGAACAUAAAUAACGGACCCUUUUAGUCCAUAUUUGUUCAUUUAGUCUUUUAUAAAUUCUAUCGGGCCGAUGGCUCGUUCUUUGUUACGUCUGUGUGGCGCCUGUAAGCUUGUGUUGCUCAAAUAAUUCUUCUUUUAGGUAUCGUUUUGACUAGUUUUUUCAUGAUCCUGUUUUUCUAUGAGCAACUAGAGCUCUCCAAAAUAAUUUUCAUCAGGGUGAAAUGCACAUAUUUCCAUGCGAUUUUUUUCAAUUUCAGUCCUACGGGUUGCUCUUGGCGCCCAAAUUCAAAAUUUGACACGUCCCCCGCACCAGCCUCUCUCAGCCAACAGAACGUGCUCUCUCCCCAACGGCCUUUUGUGCAACGUUAUUACUUCUUAUCGCAAAGUUACUAGAUUGAUCUUCUGUAAUCCCUCUAGUGCAAGUUGUUGGAUCGCGUCGAUUACCGAAGGCGACCUGCACUCAGCCGACAUUACUCGAGGAUACAGUGGUCGAUUCGUCGUUACCAAUAAAACAUUGAAAGUGCGAAACAGCUGAUUUGUGAAAUUAUAUAGGACUUUGUUUUACUGUGAAUCAGCCACUAAAACGCGAAACAA